Molecule: messenger RNA, 1100 nt
Organism: Drosophila novamexicana
Lineage: Eukaryota; Metazoa; Arthropoda; Insecta; Diptera; Drosophilidae
Gene: Mul1
Product: mitochondrial E3 ubiquitin protein ligase 1
Exons: 4
Coding region: 71-1087 (338 amino acids)
Biological process (GO): organelle organization; protein ubiquitination
Molecular function (GO): ubiquitin-protein transferase activity
Source: RefSeq, a predicted model, not a curated record
CGUGCUGUGCACAGGCACACCGACACAUAACUCGCUCUAAACUGCUUCAAUAUUAUCUUUAGAAUUUCUAAUGGAUUUCGUACACGAAUCUGUAGCCCUUGGCGUCGAUUUACUCAUCCUCGGCCUCUGUGUACGCGAAUAUGUGAACUACAAGACCACCGCGAAAGUUUUGAGGGAGGCGCCACAGUACAAUAUUGAUGGUGAUCUCAAGAACAUUGUAUCCCGGCAGCAGGAUAAGAAGAUACCGUAUGCCGUAAUACGCGGCACAGUCACGCCCAUUGGCGUCCCAUUGCGCAGCUCGUUUGUGCCCAGCGUGAGCGGGGUGCUCCAGAUUGUGAAACUCCAUGAGCAUCGCGUGAUGCGCGCAUUUGCCGGCUUCUGGGCCGAGCAGCGUAAAAUGUUGCACGAGAGUAUCAACGAGAUGCCCUUUGAGCUGACCAAUCAGCAGCAUGGCGUGGAAAUUAUAGAUGCGAUGAGUGCCGCUGUGCUGGAUGUGGACGUUGUCUACGAUAACUAUGAAUCCACAUCGCUGUCGUUCUUCGAUCACAUAUUUGGCUUCUUUACGGGAGUGCGGCAGAAGGGCCUGCAGACAACGGAACAAGUGCUGCGCGAUGGUAGCUUCUUGACGGCCAUUGGAGAGCUGGAAAUGGACGGACAAACGCUGCGCAUGCAGCCAUCUAAACAAGGACCACUGUUCCUUACCACCGCCACAAAAUCGACGCUUAUUAAACGCUUUGAGGAUGCCAAGUCCUCUAUGCUCUUCAAAAUUGUGCUGUGCAGCAGCAUUUCCAUGGUGCUGGUUGGCCUGAUCGUACGCAAAAUGUAUCGCAAAAAGAAACAAGAACGCGAAGAAGCUAAGAUCCGUAAGCGCCUAGAGCUGGAGCGCCGGGAACGUCGUGCACGCAAUAGGCCACACACCCUGACGCAAGACCAGCUAUGUGUUGUGUGCUCCACCAAUCCCAAAGAGAUCAUCUUAUUGCCCUGCGGGCAUGUUUGCCUGUGUGAGGAUUGUGCCCAAAAAAUUGACAUUACCUGCCCUGUUUGCCGCAGCAAAAUUGACUCCAAGGCGGCUGCUUUUAUUGCCUAGUUGUGGAUCUCAG